Molecule: messenger RNA, 1479 nt
Organism: Diabrotica balteata
Lineage: Eukaryota; Metazoa; Arthropoda; Insecta; Coleoptera; Chrysomelidae
Source: the annotation of a GenBank genome assembly
UCUAUGGAAACUUACAUUAUCCAUUAAUAACAAACAAUGAAUUUUUUGCAAAAUAUUAGCUACAUUUGACGAUAUCUUUAAAUUCCAUUGUUUUUUAUGUUACGUACCAUAGUUCAUGAAUUGAUGAUGCUCUAAAGCUAUUAAUAAGCCUACUCUGGAAGAUUUAACUUGCAAAAUUAAAGCAGGUUGUUGUGUCUAAUCACCAAGUAGUUGGUCAAUGAAAACAAAUUCAAAGCAAAAAUAAUCAAUAAUGAAGAUUUACAGUAGGGGUUUUAAUUUAUUCGGGGAGAUUACGGAACCCAUUCUGAAUCAUUUCACACUGGUAGUUGAAUUUGAGGUUAUAAAAAAGGUAUGUUUAAAUUUCAGUUACUCUAUAUUUCACACAGACAAAGAAUGUUUCCUUUAUGUACAUGAAGGUGUGAUUGACCUAGUCAAAGCAUUUGAAGGUGAUGUUUUAAUGGUUGGUUCCAACGAUGAUUUUUACCUUUUCAUGAAAGAUACAGGGGAGCUACUAUUAGGUGACUUAAACCAUUUACAGGAAUCCAUACAAACACAUUACGAAAACCAUUUUCCUGAUAAAACUAUUAAAGAUAUUGUUUGUGGAUCUAAGAUUAUUGUCAUUUAUGGAACAGAUGGUACAGUGUGUAAAGUUAUUGACAGUGUUCCGCAGACUCUCAAGUUUAAAUGUAAUAAUAUUGUCGAUGUGAAGUGUGGAAACGAACAUUGUUUAAUACUGGAUGAAAUUGGGAAUGUUUACUCAUUUGGUGUAGGCAGCCGUGGGCAGCUAGGUCAUGGCAAACUGAAUGAAGAGCCAGAGCCAGUAUUAAUAGAAGCUUUAGCUGGCAUUAAGAUUAAGAAAAUAGCAGCUGGUGGUUGGCAUUCAUGUGCUAUCAGUGAAGAUGGCGUUUUAUAUGCCUGGGGUUGGAAUUGUAAUGGGCAGAUAGGAUUAGGAAAAACAGAGGAAGAAGAUGGAUAUGUUGCGGUUAUGGCUCAACCGCAUGUUGUAGAAUUUUCUAAUGAAGACUUAAAUGCCCUUUAUGUUGCCUGCGGGGCUCGACAUACUAUUGUUUAUACAGAUGAUAAACAAUUGUACGGCUGUGGAUGGAACAAAUACCACCAGCUAAAAACUUGUGACGAUAAAAACAUUUUCAAAUUGACUCACCUGCAUAACUUCGAAGAUUAUAGCGUCCUGGACCUCCAAUGUGGACCAUGGAGUUCAGCAGCUAUUUGCGAAUAAGUAGUUUCGGUAGACUUAGUCGACUUUAAGUUUUGUUUUUACCAAAUUUUAUUAAGACUGAAAAGUAUUUAGGAGUUGAGAUCUUAUUUACCAGUUACAAAUGUUGGAUUGUACUAUAUUGUAAAAACCUUUAUUUUGUUUAUAUUUAAUGUAAAUUGUUAGCUGUAUUUAUUUACAUGGUGUUUACACAUAAGUAUGAUUUAUAUGUUUAACCAAAAUAUAAUAAACAGUUUUAAACAAAA